CAUCCACCUGUGCCCAACCUGCUUAUUUGUACCGUCGCCACCCGAGGAUAUAUUCAAGUCUUUCCUGUUUAUAGUAAAAGUUAGAUUUUUUUUUUCUAGUGGCAUUGCGCAGUAAAUUCCAGGGUCUACUGCAGUAUUUGCGUAUUUUAUUGAAACAAGAUUUGUCUUUUAUUCCCUGACUGUGUGGACUUCGACCUCUGUGAGACACCUACCUCAAACAAGGAAGUCUAGCCUGUUGAAUGCGUCGCGGAUGAAGUCGCCGAGCAGUUUGUUAAUGGGACUAAAUUGCUAUGUUUAGCUUUUCUGAAAAUAUAAUUCAGCGUUAAAGCUCGUCAUAUAACUUUGGCUUGUGAACGGUGACUUCUAAACGCAAUACAGCUACUUCCGCUCCCUCCGGGACAAGGAGAGCUCUUUGUUGUCAGUAAAGAAGAUGAAUAUUUCUUCGGGAGAAAUGACUUCAUCAACCGAAAAUAAUUCAGUUGUUCACCUGGAUGCACCAAUUCUCCCAGACAAGUCAGACGUCUCCAAUAUGACCAUUAUUAGAACAGGCAACGGAUCAAUCAUAGAGGAUGGGAUGUUUUUAAACACAGUGAUUGCCCAGGUCCUUUCAGGGAUAUUCGUCUGGUCUGCCUUGCUCAUAACAUGUCACCAGAUCUAUACACACCUUCGAUCCUACACCGUCCCAAAUGAGCAGCGCUACAUCAUCCGCAUCCUGUUUAUUGUGCCAGUCUAUGCCUUUGAUUCUUGGCUUAGCCUUCUUUUUAUCAGCAACGACCAGUACUAUGUCUACUUUGAUUCUAUUCGGGACUGCUAUGAAGCGUUUGUCAUUUACAAUUUCCUGAGCCUGUCCUUUGAGUAUCUGGGUGGAGAGAGUGCAAUCAUGUCAGAGAUUCGAGGGAAGCCAAUACAAUCAAGUUGUAUGUAUGGUACCUGCUGCCUCAGUGGAAUGAGCUACUCCAUUGGCUUUUUAAGAUUCUGCAAACAGGCGACUCUCCAGUUCUGUGUUGUCAAACCCAUCAUGGCAGUCAUCACCAUCAUCCUGCAGGCCUUUGGCAAAUAUCAUGAUGGAGAUUUUAAUGUGAAUGGAGGAUACCUGUACAUCACAAUCAUCUACAACUUCUCAGUCAGCCUGGCCCUCUACGCUCUAUUCCUCUUCUACUUUGCAACAAGUGACCUGCUCAGGCCGUAUGAGCCGGUGCUCAAAUUUCUCACAAUUAAAUCUGUUAUCUUCUUAUCCUUCUGGCAAGGAAUGGUCCUCGCUAUCCUGGAACGCUGUGGUGUCAUUCCCAAUGCGCUUUUCAUCGAGGGACACGAGGUCGGAGCCGGCACGGUGGCGGCAGGCUGGCAGAACUUUAUUAUCUGCAUUGAAAUGUUCUUUGCAGCCAUUGCCCUCAAAUACGCCUUCGCCUGCACUGUCUACCAGGAGAAAAAAAAUGAGGUGCCAGAAAACCUCCCUCCAAUGCAGAGCAUCUCCAGCGGUCUGAAGGAAACGAUAAACCCGGGAGACAUGGUGCAGGAUGCCAUACACAACUUCUCUCCAGCCUACCAGCAGUACACCCAGCAAUCCACACAGGAGGUGACCCUGUCCAGCACAAAUGGAAAAGUGGCCACAGGCACCAAGAGCUCCCGCAAGUCUGACAAAAUCAUGCUGAUUACAUCUGAUGAUGAGUUCUAGGCAUUUUUCCAGCAAGAUCCAGGUGUUUGAGCCCUUUCUACCCCUAUCACUGACCCCCUGGAGAAACAACUUGAUCCUAUAGUGCACUGAACCCAGGUGUUUAAUUUUCAGUAUCCGAGUACUGGAGUUCCUGCUUCUAUCCUGUUUUUAAUGCUAACUUAAGGAAGGAGAAGGAUUACAUGUUAAAAUGAAUAGCUUAAUAUCCAUAAAUCUGAUCUGUGUUCAUAUCGGCAGCAAUAAUCACAGGAAAACAACAUGUCACCUUCACUAUCAAAGAAGACUGGAGCUGUGUUUUAUUUAAAUCAAGCUGCUGGAUUUUCAGCCGUAUCCCUGAUGCUGAUUCUGUCAUUAUGUCACUGCUCGCUCUCUGGUCGUCUCAAGUGCGUUCCCUCUGAUUCAUGUCAGUUUCAAAGAGGAGAUGAUUAAUAUGUGACUCCAGGUUGGAAGCAGGGAAGCCAGCGAUGGCUGGGAGUGGCACUUCAUGGACCGUUUCCUGCAUCUGCUUGUUUGAAGUAUUUGCUGAGUGUUCCUCUGCACGGUUUCCUGACAAAUGGAAGGAUUCGUUCAAAGACACAUUAGUUUUGGAGCAGGCACUUCACAAUCCUUUGUGUCUACCGUAAGCAGGGACAAAU
Messenger RNA from Archocentrus centrarchus (flier cichlid), 2307 nucleotides. It is a transcript of the gene tmem184a, whose product is annotated as transmembrane protein 184a. The transcript has 9 exons. NCBI's taxonomy places the organism in Eukaryota, Metazoa, Chordata, Actinopteri, Cichliformes, Cichlidae. The record is from RefSeq and is a predicted model, not a curated record. Bases 431 to 1675 code for a protein of 414 amino acids.